UGCGCGCAGCGUCCUUUGCUGUCACUUCCUGAAAGUGAGGUCACGUCAAAUAAAUUCUUCUCCCCUAACAUUGGAAUCUCAUCUGGCUGAUGUUCAUACCCAAAGACUGACAGAAAAUUACAACCAGAGGACCUGUGCACUAAGUGUUACAAGACAUUGUGUUCAUCAAAUUCACCCACACAGAAGCUUCCUUUUCCAAUCAUGUUUGAUCCCAAACAAGAUGGCCAUUUGGAAACAGACAGCCCAGCAGAUUUUUCUCAGAUGAACAGUCGCCUGAACUCGUUCCGAGGCUCCACUCUGGCUCAGCAGGUGUCAGCAGAACGGCUAGCUCGGGCUGGCUUCUACUUUACCGGCCAUGCUGACCGUGUCUGCUGUUUCAGCUGUCAGAAGACUGUGGAAAACUGGUGCAGGGAGGACACACCAGUAGAGAGACACAAAGAGGCUUCCCCUGCAUGCAAGUUUCUCAGCUGCAUCCAUCGAAAUGAUUUUAACCUGACUCCUGACACCCCUCUAACUAAUGGCUCCAUCUACAACGAACAUGCAGAAGACAUGCAAUAUCGUUUGAGAACAGGAUCUGUGGUUGAUGAGACCUCCUACCCUAUGUUUCCCCACAUGAGGAGUGAAGAAGCCCGCCUUCGGACCUUCUCUUCAUGGCCCUCAACAGCUCCAGUGAGACCUCAAGAUCUGGCUCAAGCUGGGCUCUACUACUUAGGGGAAAAAGACAGGGUGCAGUGUUUCUGUUGUGGCGGCAUGCUGAAUGACUGGGAAACUGGGGACACUGCCUGGGAAGAACAUUCCAAACAUUAUUCCACUUGCUUCUUUAUCCUUGGGCAUGAUGUGGGCAACAUGCCGCUGCAGGGGGUUGAGGAGGAGAGUGGCAGUAAUCAGCAUGCAAAUGCUCGUGUCAACAUGGAGAAUUUCAAUGAGAGGCUUGACAGCUUUGCAGGGAUCCAGCACCCUGUUGACCACGAGAGGCUUGCCAGAGCUGGCUUUUACAGCACAGGUACACGAGAUAUGGUGCUAUGUUUCUCCUGUGGUGGAGGUUUGAAAGGUUGGCAGCCAGAGGAAGACCCUUGGGAGGAACAUGCCAAACACUACCCAGGAUGCAGCUUCCUGUUAGCAGAAAAAGGACCGGAAUUUGUCAACAGCAUCCAACUGCAAGGACCCCGAAGAAAUGGAGCUACUUCAAGUCACGAGAAUGGAUUGUCAAGCAAUACAAAUGUAGUGCUGCAGUCAGAUAUGGCUCAGAAAGCCAUAGGGAUUGGCAUUGAUCCCAGCACGGUGGAGAAGACCAUCUUGAAGAAAAUCAGAACAGGCUCAAGCUACUCCAGUGUGGAAGAACUUGUGGAAGACUGCCUUGAAACACAAGAAAGUCAUGAUGACAGGACACAGGAGCAAGACGAGGACCCACUGGAGAAACUAUUGAAGCUGCAAAGGGAAAAACAGUGCAAAAUUUGCAUGGACAGAGAUAUCUCCAUUGUCUUCAUCCCGUGUGGUCACCUGGUCAGUUGCAAACAGUGUUCAGAUUCGCUCGUCAAAUGUCCGAUCUGCUGUCAAGCCAUAAAGCAGAAGAUCAGAACAUAUAUUGCUUAAGGGAACCACAGGCUCUUGCCGGACAUGGAUGCUGCUCUCUAUUAAAUCUUGUAAUUUAAUAUAAGCUGUAUAGGAGAUGGCAUGUAAUAUAUUUAAGCAUUGUGUUGUAUGUAUUCAUAUGCGAAUGAAAAACACAUCAUAUCUCAAGAAUCAGAUAUUUUCACAAUCAGUAAUAUGUUAAAUAACUUAAUAUUGACAAAAUUCAACAAGUUUUUAUAGUUCUUUCAUGACAUCUGACACCUGUAAAUACAAACUAAUGGACGACUCACAUUUUACAACACUGCUCUUUUUGUGCCAGAAGUGCCUUUCUUUAGGUUUCUGUACUCAGACAUCUUUAACCACACUUUACGUAAACAGAGAAAGGGUGUCAUGUCAGUCAGGUACUUUCACUUGUUUCUCAUUUGCUUUGUUGUGUGUAUUUUAUUUUAAGAACUUGUUUUAUUUUUCUGAAUGAGUGCUGCACUGUGUUGACACUUAUAAAAGAAAAUUGCUUAAAACUUUAUAUUUAAUCAACUGUAGUUUAUGGUUUGCAAUCAAUCAGUGUGGUGUGAUAUAAUUUUACCAUUUCAUCAUGCAACCUCUUAUCAAUAAAUUAUCUUGAAGUUG
Messenger RNA from Melanotaenia boesemani (Boeseman's rainbowfish), 2199 nucleotides. RefSeq names its product X-linked inhibitor of apoptosis (gene xiap). Gene Ontology annotation, molecular function: ubiquitin protein ligase activity; cysteine-type endopeptidase inhibitor activity involved in apoptotic process. Bases 202 to 1593 code for a protein of 463 amino acids. The record is from RefSeq and is a predicted model, not a curated record. Lineage: Eukaryota; Metazoa; Chordata; Actinopteri; Atheriniformes; Melanotaeniidae. Gene Ontology annotation, biological process: regulation of cell cycle; positive regulation of protein ubiquitination; negative regulation of apoptotic process. The transcript has 8 exons. Gene Ontology annotation, cellular component: nucleus; cytoplasm.